Molecule: messenger RNA, 1053 nt
Organism: Arthroderma uncinatum
Lineage: Eukaryota; Fungi; Ascomycota; Eurotiomycetes; Onygenales; Arthrodermataceae
Product: RNA polymerase II subunit 3
Exons: 3
Coding region: 1-1053 (350 amino acids)
Biological process (GO): DNA-templated transcription
Cellular component (GO): RNA polymerase II, core complex
Molecular function (GO): protein dimerization activity; DNA binding; DNA-directed RNA polymerase activity
Source: RefSeq, a predicted model, not a curated record
AUGGAUUACGAUGCGAUGGACAUAGAGCCCCAAGGGCCCCAAGUUACCGUCCGAGAAGCCGAACCAUACCGCGUCGACUUCCGCCUCAGCUCCGUCGAUCUCGCCUUUGCCAACUCCUUUCGCCGUACCAUCCUCGCCGAAAUCCCAACCGUAGCCAUCGACGUCGUUGAAAUAGAAACAAACACUUCCGUCCUACCGGAUGAAUUCGUCGCUCACCGUCUGGGACUUAUACCACUAUGCUCUAAAAACUGCGACACGGACAUGCUUUAUUCGCGCGACUGCGAUUGCGAGGGUGGCUGUCAGCGAUGUAUCAUCAAUCUAUCUCUGCAUGCUAAAUGUACCGGUGAGGAGAUCAUGAAGGUGUAUGCGAGAGACUUGGUUGUAGUGGGUGAUAGGGCGAAUGAGUGGGUGGGUAACCCCGUCAUCACAGAUCCGGAGGGUAAGGGGCCGAUUAUCUGUAAGCUGCGGAGAGGGCAGGAGGUGAAGUUCAACUGUAUCGUGAAGAAGGGUAUUGCGAAGGAGCAUGCGAAGUGGGCUCCUACUUCUGCCGUGGGGUUCGAGUAUGAUCCUCAUAAUAACCUGAGACACGUCGAUUACUGGUACGAGGAGGAUCCUAUCAAGGAAUGGCCUCUAUCGGCAAACGCUGGCUGGGAAACAGCCAAUCCACGCGAUAUGCCAUUCGACUACGACGCCCAACCCACAACCUUCUAUAUCGACAUUGAAAGCAUUGGAAACCUCGAACCCGAUGCCGUCGUACAGCAAGCUAUCAUAAUGAUGCAGCGCAAACUAGCAGAGAUCAUCUCCGGUUUGACGGGCGCAGACCAGGAACGAGGAAUAGUUAAUGGCGGUAUGGACCAGGAUGCCGCUGGUGCACGAAGCCCGGAUGCAUAUGAGCCCCCAGAAGGCAUCGACGGUGGAUUCACUGCAUAUGGUGGUGCGAAUAAUGCUGGUGGGGCUGGGUCGGGAGCUGGUGGCAGCGGUAGCGUCUGGGGUGGUGCAGGAGGCGCCACACCAUAUGGAGCAACCCCUUAUGGCCAGGGAUACGGCUUCUAA